This is a messenger RNA of Hevea brasiliensis (rubber tree), 1815 nucleotides long. Its product is annotated as disease resistance protein RGA2-like. The transcript is spliced from 2 exons. Lineage: Eukaryota; Viridiplantae; Streptophyta; Magnoliopsida; Malpighiales; Euphorbiaceae. The record is from RefSeq and is a predicted model, not a curated record. Bases 1 to 1815 code for a protein of 604 amino acids.
AUGGCAGAAGGCUUAAUUCUGUCUGAUGGAAAAAGAAAACCGCUGGAGAAAAUCAGCGAGGAGCACUUCCAGGAUUUGAUGUGGAUGUCUUUCUUCCAAGACUCAGGAGAUUUUGACAAUGGGGACAUAAGUGGAUACAGAAUGCACAAAAUCAUUCAUGACCUUGCACAAUCUGUUGCAGGAAAUGAGUCUAUUAUUCUAGAGAAAGGUCUUCCAUCAGGUAGUCUUGCUCAAACUCGCCAUGCUUCUGUGAUUUGUGAUUUUAAGUCCCCUGAAAUCCCUCAAGCUUUAUGUGAGGCAAAACAUUUGCGAACUCUCGUACUGUUUCCUGGAGGUGACACCACAGAGUUUCUCAAUCAAUUGUUUAAAAGUUGUCCAUCUUUGCGUGUGUUAGAUACGAAUAGAUCUGGCCUUCAUUUGGUUCACUCGAUUCGUAACUUCCUGUACUUGAGAUAUCUUGAUCUUUCUUACACACUGAUCAGGUUCUUGCCUUAUGGCACUGUUGAACAACUGCCAUUUUUGCAAACUUUGAAUCUUUGUGGUUGCUAUAACCUCAAGGAAUUGCCUCUUAUUGCAAAAAUGAUGAGCCUAAGACAUCUCAAUAUACCUGAAUGCGAAUCACUGACUCUGCAGACAUUGCCAACAAUUAUGGUUGGUGGUUUUCUAGACCUUAUGUUUCUAGGAAGCUUAAACCUUCGAGGUGAGCUAAAGAUCAUACAUUUGGAGAAUGUGAGUAAUUCAAAUGAUACAAAGAAUGCCAAUUUGAUGGAGAAAGACGGCCUUGAUUCUUUAGGACUAUACUGGAGGGAGAAAGAUGACAGUUCCAUCCUAAAGCUGAUGCAGGAGGACUUAAAACCUACAUUCUUCAAACGAGAACAGCAACAAUCAGCUGGAUCAUCAGAGCAGCACCAACCUGAUGCUAAUGCAGCAGAAGAAGUUGUCAAAGGCCUCCAACCGCACCAAAAUUUGAAGAUACUAGUUGUGGAAGGUUAUCCAGGAAAAAGAUUUCCACAUUGGACAGUUCCAAAUCUAACAAAGGUUGAUUUGAGAGAUCGCCUGAAUUGCAAUUGUCUUGCUGUCCUAGGGAAUCUACUAUUUCUUAAGACUCUCUUCCUGCAUGGAAUGCUUUCUCUGAAGCAUAUUGGGACGGAGUUCUAUGGCGAAGACACUAGGCAACUGUUCCCUUCACUCGAAGAGCUUGUUCUCAGUGAUUUCCUUAAUCUGCAAGAAUGGCUUGGUCCAGACGGCAAAGAUACCUUCCCUAAGUUGAGCAAAUUAAUUGUCAAGAGAUGCCCCAAGCUUACUUCAAUGCCAUUACUUGCCUCUCUUCUACACUUGGAAUUACGGGACUGUAGUGAAGUUCUAUUUAAUUCCAUUAGGAGUGCCUCUCUUACAGUUCUUGCUAUUGAGAAAAUAGCAGACUUUUCACCCUUAUCAGGAGGGAUCCUUGUAAACAAUCCUUUUCUUUCUUCUUUGGAGAUCACAGCUUGCCAAGCGCUUUGUUUUCCGCCAUCAGAAUUGGGAAACCUCGCUACUCUCAAGUCACUGAAAAUUCGUUGGUGUGAAGAGCUCUCCUCUUUCCAACAAGGUUUCCAGAACCUCAAGGCUCUAGAAUUCUUGGAAAUUUGUAAUUGUCUCAGUAUAAUUUCUAUACCAGAGGGGAUUGGAAGCUUGACUUCCCUCAGAAGUUUGUCCAUAGAGAACUGUGAUAAUCUGACAUCAUUACCUUUGAGUUUGAAAAAUCUCAAAUGCCUUGAGCACUUGACCAUCAUGACAUGUCCAAAUCUUGUGUCUUUGCCAGAGGACAUGCAUUGA